AUGGAUGUAGACCGCAAAUAUGAUGACCGUCAUAAACGUAGCAGCAGAAAAAGAUCUACAAGUCGUGAACGAUCCACUAGGCGACAAAGUUUUAGUUCAGCCGAUAGCGAUGAGCAUGGCAGACGAAAGCGUAGUUCAGAACCAUUAGACCGAAACAAGAGCAAAAAGCACAAAAAGAGCUCGUCUUCAAAAAAAUCUCGUGAAACUUCCAAAGAGCGUCUUGAGAGAAAGGCAAUCAGAUCUUCUGAGAAAAAGUUGUUGAAAAAAGAAAUGGAAGACCAAAAUUUGUCCAUGAUUGCAGCAGGAAUGUCGGCAGAACUUGGAUAUACAAACUUGGAAAAUCCAUUUGGAGACAACAAUCUUCAUCAAAAGUUUGUAUGGGUCAAGAAGCGUGAAGCGGAUACAAAGAAAGGGAUUACUGCUGCUGAAAGAUCUGCUGCUGAGGAGCAGCGUCGACGCGAGGCAGUGUCAGAGCUUGAAAAGCUAAGCAAAAGACGAGCCGAGCGUGAAAUAGAGCAGCAACUUCGUGAGCAAGAACAACUGCGCAUGCAACAAGAAAGAGACGCCAUGGAAGUUGGUGAUUGGAUUUCCAAAGAAGACGAUUUUCAUCUUGAACAAGCCAAACUACGUGCUCAAAUUCGUGUCAAAGAGGGCCGUGCUAAACCCAUUGAUGUUUUGGCAAUCAAUCUUAGCAUUGGUACAGAUUCGCAGCUUGCAAAAGAAUUUGAUGCACUUGGUUUGGAAAUGGACAUGAAUGAGCCGUAUUUGAUUUUCAAAAGCCUUACCAUGAAAGAAACAGAGGAGUUGCAUCAUGAUAUCAUGUUGUAUCUUGGUUUAGAAAAGAGCUGCACAAAACAAGCAGUUUUGGGAAGCAAUGAUGCCAUGCUUGCAGAAGUUGCAGGUGUGGAUGAGACGGAUCUUAUAGCGGAGGCAUUUGUCAAGGAGGCAGCUCGAGAUAUGGAUGCUGAUGAGUCAGUAUUUAAGGAUGAGGCAGCUGUUGCCACCGCAUCAUAUCUCUGGCAAGACAAAUACCGUCCACGUAAACCACGUUAUUUCAAUCGUGUGCAUACUGGAUACGAAUGGAACAAGUAUAAUCAAACACAUUACGAUCAUGAUAAUCCACCACCAAAGGUUGUACAAGGGUACAAAUUCAAUGUUUUCUAUCCUGAUCUUAUUGACAAGACCAAAGCACCGACCUACAAGAUUGAAAAAGACGUAGGAUCGGAGGAUACGGUAGUGAUACGAUUUAUAGCAGGACCACCGUAUGAAGAUGUUGCAUUCAAGAUAGUUAAACGAGAAUGGGAGUAUAGUCACAAGAAAGGAUUUCGUAGUUCUUUUGAUCGUGGAAUAUUACAAUUAUGGUUUCAUUUCAAACGACAUUUUUACCGUAGAUAA
This is a messenger RNA of Batrachochytrium dendrobatidis JAM81, 1395 nucleotides long. RefSeq lists its product as uncharacterized. The record is from RefSeq and is a predicted model, not a curated record. The transcript is spliced from 7 exons. The coding region runs from base 1 to 1395 and encodes 464 amino acids. Gene Ontology annotation, cellular component: cytoplasm; spliceosomal complex. Gene Ontology annotation, molecular function: protein binding. Gene Ontology annotation, biological process: mRNA cis splicing, via spliceosome. NCBI's taxonomy places the organism in Eukaryota, Fungi, Chytridiomycota, Chytridiomycetes, Rhizophydiales.